AAUGAACAACAAUAGUCAUACAAAAUUUGAUAUUCUUCCUAAAAUUAUGACAACAUAGCACAAAUUACUUGAACCAGUCUAUCUCAGGAAUACUUAAAGCAAAUUUGCACGUAAUGAAAGCAAGUUGUUACCUCUUAUUUAAAGAAGUUCCAUUCUACCAUAGAGUCCAAAUACAAAACAAUUAGUUGUCUAAAGUAUAAUAAAUUAUUUAUUAAAGGACUUGUCCAUAGCUUAGAUUUUAGUUCAAGACAUUUUGGUGCUGCAUGUGAUAGAGGUUUUUAAGGUUUGUCUAAAUUUCAUUAUUCACAAAAAUUUGGCCAUUCGACUACCAGAUUAUAACCAUUGAAUAGACAUCUAAUUGCAGAACUAACUGAUACAGAAGACACUGAAUCUAUUCCAAAAGAAGAAAAGACAUAUUUUAAGAAAAUUUACAAAUAUCAAAAGAUGCCUAUACUUGCAUUAAUAAAAUCUUUCGAAAUAGAGUGGAUUAGAGAAAUUGAAGAUGAAGUAAAUAAAAAAUCAACAAAACCUCUUUAAUUAAAUUUUUAAAUGGCAUUAGCUAUAUUUAAUACUCAUUCUGAUCCUUUAGAUUUCUUUUAAAAAAAUCUAUAAUUAUUAGAAAGAAAUACUGUAGCUUUAAAAUAAAAAGGUUUGAAUAGAUUAAAGUAUAAAAUUAAUCAAUUUGAAACUGAAGAAUGUCAAAGAGUCAUUGUUAUCAAAAAUCCAUCAGGUUAAGGAUUCUUUAGAAUCUAUUUUCCUAUCAUUCAAUUAUAUUAAUAAUAAUACUAACACAUAUAAACUAUUGAACUAUCACCAUUAAAACUUUAUCAUAUUGUUAAGAAUAACUUCUUUGAAAUGUAAUCAUUUGUAGAAUAAUUUGAUCUUGAAAAAUUAUAAAUAUCUAUUUAAUCUAAGCCAGAAGAUAACCUUAUAUUAAAAGAUUUAAAUGAACCAGAUGUACAAUAAUAAACAACAUUAACAGAUAUUUAAAUUGAUCAAAACACUGUUUUAUAAGAUAAUCCACUAUAAAUAAAAGUUUAAACUGGAUUACCUAUUAAUAAAGAAAUUGGAAUUCUCAUUAUUAAUGGUAUUUCAUAAUCAAUCAUUUUUUAGAAAAACAUGAAUUCCCAGAACAAAUCUUAUAAAAGAGAUCCAUCAGAAAAAUUGUGAAGUUCGAUAAUAAUUACUAUACAACUGAUUUUUUACCUUCUUAAAUUUUAAUUAGAGAGAAAAAAUCAUAAAAAAUUAUUAAAAUGUAUUCUCCUACUCUCAAAGAAUUAGAUUCCAUUUUUGUUCUACUUAAUCAAAUUAGUAUGCAAUAGAUAUUAGAUCAAAAUAUUGUGCCAAUCUUUGAUAUGCCACCUGAAGCCUUUGAUUACAAAGAAUUUAAAAAAGGAACCAAAAUUAAAUUAAAUUUACCAAAUAUUACUGAAUAACCCCUUGAAAUUACAGAAGAAUAAAUUAAUAAUGGUCUUUUUAAUUCAUGGACUAAAGAAAUUGAAAUCAAUAACAAAGAUUUAUAAAUCAUAAUAGAGUAUAUAUUACUUUAUAAAUUAGACCAUGUAUGUUGGAAAUUUACAAUUAAUUGAAUAGUAGUACAAUUAAAAAAAUAUGCACUUCAAAAGAACUUACUUAAGUUCUAUCCAGUAGAUAUUUAAUUGGAUUUAAAUUAAUAUGA
Messenger RNA from Paramecium sonneborni, 1678 nucleotides. The record is from the annotation of a GenBank genome assembly. NCBI's taxonomy places the organism in Eukaryota, Ciliophora, Oligohymenophorea, Peniculida, Parameciidae.